Molecule: messenger RNA, 1710 nt
Organism: Cataglyphis hispanica
Lineage: Eukaryota; Metazoa; Arthropoda; Insecta; Hymenoptera; Formicidae
Product: ATPase WRNIP1-like
Exons: 4
Coding region: 63-1496 (477 amino acids)
Biological process (GO): regulation of DNA repair; DNA-templated DNA replication
Cellular component (GO): nucleus
Molecular function (GO): ATP hydrolysis activity; single-stranded DNA helicase activity; DNA binding
Source: RefSeq, a predicted model, not a curated record
GCACAAACACAAACCACGAACAAGUGCGUAGAAAAAUAGAAUAACAUAAUCAAGAAGUUUAUAUGGAAGGAAAUUAUAUGGAAGGAAAAUUUAAAAGAUCAUUUCCUUUUGAAAAAAACUGUGUGAUAAACAAUAAAAUAAAAAAAAUUAAAGUGCAUACCAAUCAAAUGCCAAAUAAUAUGGAAAAGGUAUCUCAACAUAAUUUUAUAAAACAUUCCAAAGUACAAUCCUCGGAGGAAGAUAGGAAACUAGAUAAGGAACAUGUUUCGCUUGUUGAAAAAAUGAUGCCGACAAAUGCUGCAGCUUAUGUAGGACAAAAACAAAUUCUUGGUCCAGGCACUGUCUUGGGCUACUUACUGGAAAAGGGAGAAAUUUCCAGUAUGAUAUUUUGGGGUCCACCUGGAUGUGGAAAGACGUCCUUAACCAAUGUAAUAGCAUGUUUAAGUAAAGAAAUAGCAGGUGAUAAUGUGCACAUUGUAAAAUUAUCUGCAAACAAUUCUGGCGUAAAAAAUAUAAGAGAUGCUGUUAUCACAGCAAAGAACAAAUCCAGAUUUGGAUGCAAAACUAUUGUCUUUAUGGAUGAUAUUCAUUGUUUUAACAAGCUUCAGCAAGAUAUAUUUUUGCCGCAUGUAGAGGCAGGGACAUUCACUUUAAUUGGGUGUACUACCGAAAAUCCAUCCUACAGCUUGAAUCCAGCUUUGUUAAGCCGCUGUCGUGUGUUUGUGCUAAAUAAAUUAACAGAAUGUGAUAUAACAGAAAUUCUUCAUAAGGCAAUAGACUACAUAAAUGGAACCAAACUCAAUACACAAGAAAAAACUGAAAUGAAUAGAAAGCAGUUACAAUCCCAUUCAAAUCUUAAAUUUUGUAUCGAUAAUGAUACAAUACAAUGGUUAGUAGAAGCAUGUGAUGGUGAUGCACGUGUAGCUCUGAAUACUUUAGAAUUAGCAGUGCUUGCAAAAAAAACCGAUAGAUUAAAAACAUGUAAUAAUAAUAUUAUUCUUAAAGAUAUUAAAGAGAAUUUAAUAAAAGCACAUGUGCUUUCUGAAAAAGAAACCAGUCAGAGCCAUCACAUGUAUUCUGCUCUUCAUAAAUCAAUAAGAGCUGGUAAAGCAAAUGCUUCCCUAUAUUGGAUGGCUAGAAUUAUGGCAGUUAAAGAAGAUCCAGUAAACAUUGCGAGACGGUUAGUUAGAAUAUCUAGUGAGGAUAUCGGUCUAGCUGAUCCAGAUGCUUUAGGUGUAGCUGUUGACACAAUGUAUGGAUGUCAAAUGAUUGGUAUGCCAGAAUGUGAUGUACUUUUGGGACAAUGUGCAGUUUAUUUAGCGAAAGCACCAAAGUCUCGAUCAGUAUAUAAUGCGUUAAAAGCAGCUGAGAACAUUAUUUUGAAAUACAAAGACUCUCAGCCUGCUGUGCCAUUACACAAAAGACAUAUUGAUUGUUUACCUACAGAAUUACAACACAUCAAUUUUUUUCAAGAAAAAGAGCAUAUAAAUAUUUAAAAGUAAUACUAUAUGGUUUUUUAUAUUAUAUUUAUAUUUACACAAUUUCUUUUUAAUUUCUUCAACUUUCAAGAUAGAAUUGUUAUAAAUUUCCAAAUAUUUGAAGUUCAAACUAAUCGAUUGAUUAAUCUUUUACUAAUCGAGAUACAUCAACUAUUUGUCGCAAAAUUAGUGAAUUAUAUUUAAUAAUUAUUAAAGUACAUGUAUAUCCAAU